AAACGCAGGAAACUGAAAAUUGCUGAACCUACUUCAGAUCCUGAGAGUUGGAGCCGCUGGCUGGACACUGUCCAGUCAGUCUGGAUCAGGGCUGACAAAGUGAUCAAAUCACCCAUAGUGUGGAUCCGAUACAGACUGAAAUAAAUGGUACACAAAUCCACAUGAUAUAGUGAAACUCUCACCGUUUCGAUAAAACAAACGUUCCCCAGAAGUAUAAACACUAGAGGAAAAAGUGACAUAACAUUUUUCCAAAGUGGACUGAACUACCCCCUCCAAAAAAGUUAUAUCAUUGCAUUUGUAAUCCAGAUGAAAACACGAUUUCCUUGCCACUGCACGUUAAAGAUGGCAUAAAGUGACACCUCAGAAAAGUGCACCUUGAUAGAUACGAGAUGUGUUCAAUCUGUGUGGAAUAUUAUUAAAAAAUGCCGCAAUUUGCUCAAAAGGUUUGACAUGACCCGCCCACGCUUCUAAUUGUUCACUUUGCCGCUUGUGGUAAUCUGAUCAAAAUCAAGCCCGGCAGAAAAAUUGAAGUUCAACAACAAUUAAAAAUACCCAGGAACGCCGUCUUUAUCUGCCUCAGAGAAGAGAAAGGGGGCGUAAGGAAAAAAGGGGGAAAAGAUGAGAGGAGGCAGGAGCCGGGGUUCUGCAGCGGUGACUAUAACCCCUGAGUUCCCUCUGUGUGUGUGUGUGUGUGUGUGACUGAGUGUUUGGAGUUGCGUCUUCUCUGUAUUCUUUGAAGUGGCCAGUUGAGGCGAGAAUCCAGGCCGGAUAUUGAGAGGAGCCGAAGGAAAAAUAAAGAGAAAAUAUCGCUUCAAUAUCCCCCAAGAUGGCCGCCAAUGUGGGAUCGAUGUUUCAAUAUUGGAAGAAAUUUGAUCUACGGCGCCUCCAGAAGGAGCUGAAUUCAGUUGCAUCAGAUCUAGCAGCCCAUCAGGAGGAGAGUGAGCAAUCUCACAAGCAUCUAAUAGAACUGAGCCGAGAAUUCAAAAGAAAUGUACCUGAGGAGAUUAGAGAAAUGGUGGCCCCUCUCCUAAAGAGCUUUCAGGCUGAGGUGGUAGCACUUAGUAAAAGAAGCAAGGAGGCCGAGGCUGCCUUUCUUAAUGUUUACAAGCAAUUAAUAGAAGCACCAGACCCUGCCCCUUCUCUUGAAGCAGCUCGUAACCUGGAGGAGAAACUGCUCCAGCUCCAGUGCAAUGAACCAGAAAGUCGAAGAGGGAAGGAGAUCCUGAGACACUGUAAGAAACAAUCUGAAUUGUUCAACUGUGAAGCCACAAAACAAUCAGCAGAAACCUCUCCAGCUGGCAUUGAGGCGUCUGAAGAAUUACAAAAGACCAGCACAGACAGCACAGCACUUAAAAGCGAUAACCUGUCACAGAAAAAUGAGACAGAAAAAGAAAGGAGACUACAGGAAGCACAGAUCACCUUGGCUGCCAGACUUGGGGAAGCAGAAGAAAAAAUUAUGGUCCUUCACUCAGCUUUGAAGACAACACAAACAGAGCUCCUGGAUCUGAGGUGCAAAUAUGAUGAAGAAGCAGCAUCUAAGACAGAUGAAUUGGGAAUGAUCAUGACCAACUUAGAAAAAGCUAACCAGAGGGCUGAAGCUGCUCAGAGAGAAGUAGAGAGUCUUCGAGAACAGUCUGUAAACAGCUCCAUCCAUUUGGCCUGCCGUUCUCCACGGAUUGUUGGUGUGGAUCAAACAGAGAUUUUGAUGUGUCCUGGCUCAAGACUGGAGGCAGCCCUGGUUGCUAAAGACAGAGAGAUUAUCCGAUUAUUGAAAGAAAUUCAACACCUCCAGACUGCCCUGCAUGAACUCCAGGAGAGUUCAGCAAAUCAGAUUGCGCAGUUGGAGCGGCAACUAGCACAAAAGACUGAAGCUGUGGAGAAAUUAGAAAAGAAGUUAAAUGCACAAGUAGACCAUAUGGAACAGAAAACAGAAUUAAGCAUUUUCAAAUCAGCGAACCCAGCGUCUGCAAAUGGCUGUGCGCCCCAGGAUAGUACUAAAGACACUGAAGAUUCUCUAGCGGAAAAAGAGAUGACCCCUCAACCCGAGAAGAAGUGUUUACAAGAGAAGCUAAACACAAAUGCAGAGAUGGAUGAGGAGCAACCUGAAGAGAACUCCAUGAAAGACACUCUGAGUGUUGUGAAAGACAUCUCAAGCGGAGAGCAUCCUUCACCUUCUCCUCUGCCAUUGCCCCAUUGGUUAGGAGAUGAGCAAGCCUCUCCGAAGUCUAUACCAGCGCAUGGGUCAACCCGAGGAUCAGAAAUAUCUGGAGCAUUUCCUGUCUCUUCAUUCCCUUUGAUAAAAACAAACGAGAAGCCCUCUUUAGAGCCACUGCACCAUAAACCCCUGAUGUCUCCCCUUUAUACAAAGGAAGCUGGGAGUACAGUUGUCUACCCAACUGCACUCUAUUCUGCCAAAGGAGCUUUAAUUGUUGGGAACAGUUCCAGUAACCCUGAGGCAGUCCCACCGAGUGACCAGUCAGAAAGCAGCAGUUCGAGUGCUGCUGAUGAGGAUCAUCUGGAGACAGCUGAGAUCGCCUUUCAGGUUAAAGAGCAACUGCUAAAGCACAACAUCGGACAACGUGUGUUUGGACACUACGUCCUGGGAUUAUCACAAGGAUCUGUUAGUGAGAUCCUUGCCAGACCCAAACCGUGGCAUAAGCUUACUGUUAAAGGGAAGGAGCCUUUUAUUAAAAUGAAGCAGUUUCUAUCUGACGAACAAAAUAUCCUUGCUCUUCGAACAAUUCAAGUGCGGCAAAGAGGGAGUAUAACUCCUAGGAUUCGGACUCCAGAGACUGGUUCAGAUGAGGCUAUUAAAAAUAUUCUGGAGCAGGCAAAGAAAGAGCUUCAGACUCAAAAAUGUGUCGAAUCAAAAAGCUCUCCCUUGCCUAUCUGCAGUACAAGCUCCAGCAGUAGCGCUGGUUCUGAUGAAGCAAUUCGCUCUAUCUUGGAGCAGGCCCGAAGAGAGAUGCAAGCCCAACAGCAAGUCCUAUUGGAAAUGGAGGCUAACAGCAGCAACAACACAAUGACAACUCCACACAUAGAAACUUUACCAGCCACAAACAAAAUCUCUCUUUCCUCAUACAUCAAGCAAGAGGAAGGCAUGGCAACAAGAAGUUCGCAGACUCCUCUCAGUGUUGUCUCACCUGCGGCCUUUGUACAGAAUAUAAUACGAAAGGUGAAAUCUGAAAUUGGUGAUGCUGGAUCAUACUUUGACCAGCACUGGGCCACAGAGAGAAAUAUGGCUAAUAGAUUGUAUGCUUCAGUGUCACCAUCGCCAUCAUCCUCUUCGUGUGGUUCUUCAGGGACAGGGAAUGUAAAGCAGUGGCGAGCUGAACCUAGUGACAACAGCAAAAAUGGGGAGGAGCAUUCAUUUGGUGUUGAAGGUACUCACAAACUUACAGAUAUAAAAUCUGAGAGCAGUCCGGACUCGCCAAGUAUUAACCAGCUUUCCAUAUUCCCUACAUAUGUCCCACGUUCACUGAAACCAACUGUUCCUCCAUUGACUCCAGAACAGUAUGAGAUGUACAUGUAUCGGGAAGUGGACACAAUAGAAUUGACUAGACAAGUUAAAGAAAAACUGGCAAAAAAUGGAAUCUGUCAGAGGAUCUUUGGUGAGAAGGUGCUGGGUCUAUCCCAGGGGAGUGUGAGUGAUAUGCUUUCUCGACCCAAGCCAUGGAGUAAGCUAACUCAGAAAGGUCGUGAGCCUUUUAUCCGUAUGCAACUGUGGCUCAUUGAUAAGUUAGGCCAGAGUACUCAUCCGCCCCAACCUAUACAAGCAAAUAAUGCAGUUCAGCCCAGGUAUUCACCGUCCCCUCCACCCAGCCCCAUGGACUGUGAGAAGAACCAGCAGGAACCGGUUUGUGCAGCUCUGGAAAGCACGAAAGAGAACCAGCAACCCGAAAGCCAAUCAUCUUCUCACUCACUGAGCAGUAAGAGCCUGUCCAAUGGCCAGUCACCCACAGGCAUACAAGAAGUGGUAGCUACGUCCUCUGAGUUGGACACUUAUGCCAUCACCAAGAAGGUUAAGGAAGUAUUGACAGACAACAAUUUAGGUCAAAGACUCUUUGGAGAGAGCAUUUUAGGACUGACCCAAGGCUCUGUCUCAGAUUUACUGUCUCGGCCUAAACCUUGGCACAAGCUGAGCCUGAAGGGGAGGGAACCAUUUGUCCGUAUGCAGCUGUGGUUAAGUGAUCCAUUCAAUGUGGAGAAGUUGAGAGACAUGAAGAAAAUAGAGAAAAAAGCAUAUUUGAAGCGCAGAUAUGGAUUAAUAAAUGGUGGAUCUGAUAGUGAUUCUCCGAGCACACAGUCAGAAUCGGCUAGUCCUGGCAUUCAGCAUCAAGUAUUCCACCAUUACCAGGUCAAAAAGCCCAGGGUUGUGCUUGCUCCUGAGGAGAAAGAGGCCCUGAAGAAAGCCUAUCAAUUAGAGCCAUACCCUUCGCAGCAGACCAUCGAGGCUCUGGCCUCUCAACUCAAUCGCAAGACAAACACAGUGAUCAAUUGGUUCCAUAACUACAGGUCACGUGUUCGAAGGGAAACACUUGUUGAAGAUCUCCAGGGGAAUGACACAGACCAGGAACCAACCAGUUAUCGAGGGUUUGCAACCCACAAUCAUUCUCUUAGUGUUGGUCCACCACAGAGUUCUGACUCUGAGCCAGAAGAUAAGAAAACCACGUUUACUGAAAUGAAGGACAAACGGCCAUCUCCUGUGGUGGCAGAUGAGGCAGCCAGCAGGGAGAUUAAACAGGAAUUCUGCGAUCGUUGUGAAGAAGAGGAUUAUUCCCAUUGUGAUACCUGUUGCAUCCAAAAUGACACAAGUGCAGCUUCAUUUGUAUGCUUCCCUGGCACUGUAAAACAGGAGAGAGUAGGGACAGGUUGCAACCAUGAGACACAUUCAUUAAAGACUACUACAGUGCUGCACAUCCAGAAUCCUCAGUGCUUGAUCAUUGGUUCCUCUAAUUAUGAGAAAAUUCAUGUGAACUCCUUGGACAUCAUGUCUCCAGACAUCUCGCCAAAGCCUAAUGCCAGCGCUUCUGCGCCAAAAGAUACAGAAACCAAUGGUCUAAUCCCUAAUAGUUUCAAAGCAAUCUCUGAACCUCCAUGUGGUAAUCUGGAGGUGACUCUGAAUUCUUCUUCUGCAGCAUCUUCUCCAGGCUUAAUGCCAGUUUCUCCAGCCCCCACCUCUUCUGCUCCUAUCUCUCCAUCAGUGCCUACCAUUUCAAAGGGGCAGUGCUUGAUCCCUGGCACUGAUGUUGUCGCUUUACAGUCAAGCACAAAGCUGAAUAAAAGUAUCCAGAGGCGGCAUGCAAAGAUGGCGAAUCUAAACAACAUAAUUCAUCGACUUGAAAGGGCAGCAAAUCGGGAAGAACCUACAGACUGGGAGUUCUAAUGAAAUGUUUUAUUAUGAUCAGUGACUUUAUUAAUUGUAAAACAAUAGGAUGCAACUCUUCAAGAGUAGGAACAAUUUUAAAUGUUUAAUUUAAAUUGAGACUUGGCAAAGCCAAAACUGCAGUAAUUUUUGCAGGAGAAUUGAAUUUUAUGAUUUUAUUCUUCAAUUAAUCUUCCAGAAUCGCAUUUAGCAUCUGAGGGAAAAAAAGUAUUGACCACUAUUUUAAACAAAAAAUUCAAACAACUUUUAGAAAAAAUAUUUAUUUGUACAAGUCUUAUAUUAAGGACUGGUUGAAAACUCUGCUGUAGCAAUUUUCCUAUUUGCUGUUAGCUACAGAAUGAAAAUAACAAACAUUGAUUUUUGUGCCACUAAAUGCACACUUGAAGUCCUGUAGUUUGCCACAGGAAGAGAUUAAAGACGAUAGUAUAAAGCCAUUAAACAGCACUAUGAUCCAGAAGGCUGACCAAAUUUGCUAGCUUAUGGAUAGAAAUUGUUUUCUUAAUUUUGUCUGCAAGACAACUAAUUCAUAUUAACAGAAGCGGACUCUGAUAUAGUCAAGAAGACUCUAAAAAUAGGAACCUCAACACCAUGAACUAUGUACUUAGCUAUUGGUCAUGUGUUUUCAAACAUUUGUAUCACAGGGUGUUAUGUGCAAUUGUAUAUGUUGUAGAAAUUUCUGCAAUAGCCUUCCUUGAACAAGAUGUAGCAUGGUACGUGAUUAACUCAUCACCCCUAUUAGUCAUUCACCCGUGGUGUUCUGAAGAAUGCCAAAAGCCUAAUGAACAGAACUUUGCCUGACAAAAACAAAUAAUUUUAGAGUUUACAUUUUCUUUUUCUAACCAACUAUGAAUCAAAUUGGAAAUGUAAAAGAAGCAGCUGAUUAAAAUCUGUGGUUUUGAAGGAGAAAUUCUACUUCCUGAAUUACAAUGAUCUGAUGUUCAGCAAUAGCACAUUGUGCUGUGUGUGAGCAUCCUCCAUUACUGUAACACAGCUGGCCUUUUCAAAUCAGUCUUGAUUUUUGUCCACAUUUUGAAGUUUUCUUUUUCCGCUUUUUAAGAUGGAGUCGAUGUGAUGGCAUUGGUGUAUGAUCUCAUUUCAGGAGGUUGAUGUGGCUUUUGGCUCUUCAGGAUUUCCUCUAGCACUUGAUUUUGUCUUGUACCAAAUCUAAAUCCUGUUUUGCUCAAAGCUACAGUAAUGCACUUGAUCAUAUUCAGCUGAUAUUUUUUAUCCCUAUGUUCAUCUAACCUUAUCUUUUGUAUCUGUUAAUAAGAAAACAUGAAGGCUGAUAUUUGUCCAGCCUUUGUAGUCUUUCCCUGCACUCGGUCACUAAAUACAGUAUAUUUCUGUUUGCAGUGUGAGAGGAUGGACCUGCACAUUGAUUUAUUCUCAAAUAUGUUUUUUUAUGUCUCUGUAUUUGGAUUAGUUGUUUAAAAUAUUACAGAUCUGCAACAGUCCAAAUAGUAGGACAACUAAAGAGAUAUUCAAAAGAAGACAAACUGUAUUCCAAUGACAUUAUUGCUUCCAUAACACUGUUCAUUCUUGUUGAAUUUAAGCUGUUAUCACUGAUGUUUUAUGGUUCUUCUUUUAAAAGCAGCUGAUAUUUUCUCCCCUGAAGAAGUAUAGACAAGAAUGAAUAAGGAACAGCUAAACAAGUCAGUCCACUUAAAAUUGACAAAGUUUUUUUAAAAAGCAAUCAAAUAAUUGACUUCAUCAUUUAAAUUUAGUACCUUUUAAAGGAUAGUUUAUCUGAUUAAUAAACUAGUGGAUACUGCUUUAUUUGAUGUGAUUGUAAAGUGUACACUUUGUUUCAUGCAUUAUGCAUGCAAGUGUACACUGCAGAUCAAUCAUUAAAUGGCAACUGUAUUAAACCAAUUGUCAUAAAAAUUCUGUGCAACUGUUACUGAAUUAAAGAUGUGCAGUUUUUAAUGUGACAGUUGAGUCAAUACAGUCAACAUUUAACAAUCAAUCUAUUGGACACAUUCAACCAGGAAGACGGUCUGAACAGAAUACUGUUUCAGGCAAGAAAAUAUGAACAUCCAGGCAAAUUUCACUCAUCAAAUCCAUACUUUGAAGUUGCUUAAUGCUGGAAAUCAAUUUCUCUUUACACAUCUUCUAUUUGGAAAUGUGUCUAUAUACUGUUCAGCUGGA
This is a messenger RNA of Stegostoma tigrinum, 7534 nucleotides long. RefSeq names its product cut-like homeobox 2b (gene cux2b). The transcript is spliced from 22 exons. Gene Ontology annotation, molecular function: DNA binding. The record is from RefSeq and is a predicted model, not a curated record. The coding region runs from base 827 to 5386 and encodes 1519 amino acids. Lineage: Eukaryota; Metazoa; Chordata; Chondrichthyes; Orectolobiformes; Stegostomatidae.